Messenger RNA from Rotaria sp. Silwood2, 972 nucleotides. The record is from the annotation of a GenBank genome assembly. NCBI's taxonomy places the organism in Eukaryota, Metazoa, Rotifera, Eurotatoria, Philodinida, Philodinidae.
AUGUGUUCGACAACAUCUUCUGAAGAAAUUGAAAAUACGCAUUUACUAAAUGUACUUAAUUGGUCACAAUUAGAAAAUUUAACUAUGAGUAAAUCAACAAUGACGGAAGGAACAACAGUAAAAGAUGAAAAUGAAUUAAAAACAAAAAAUGUUUAUAAUACUGUACAAUUUUCAAUUGAAUUACAGAAGAAAAUGUUAAAUCUAAAAUCCAUGUUUAUCGAUCCAUCUGGUCGUCUAGUUAACUAUUAUCAAUUACGUACAAGUAAUAUUUAUAAUGAUUUAUGCGAAAUAACGAAACAUUUGACAACAAUUAGUCUUGACAAUGUCACAGAAAAUGAACGUAAAACAUUAUUUAUCAAUCUUUACAAUGUAUUAACAAUUCAUGGCAUUGUAUCAUUAACUGAUAUUCCAAAAUCUGUUCUUGAUUUAAAUCAAUUUUGGAAAACAACAUCAUAUAAAGUUGGUGCACAUAUUUAUUCAUUAGAUGAUAUUGAACAUGGCAUUUUACGAGGUAAUAAACCGCAUUCCUAUUGUACUCAACGGCACUUUACAUUUAAUGAUCCUCGUGCAAAAUAUUCCAUGCGUCGUUGUGAUCCACGUAUCCAUUUUACCAUUAAUCGUGGUGCACGUUCAUGUCCACAAAUAGCUAUUUAUUCAUCAACCAAUAUCGAAAAAGCUUUAAAUAUGGCAACAACAUCUUAUUGUAAUUCAGAAGUUGAUAUUAUACCAGAAAAUAAUGAAAUUCGUUUACCGAAAUUGUUUCUUUGGUAUAGAAAUGAUUUCGGUCGAUCAGAGAAUGAUGUUUUAAGAUGGAUAACAAAAUAUAUUGAUGAGCCAAAACAAUCAUUACUUAAAAUAUUACUUGAUCGGCAAGCUACAAAGGAUAAAUUACAUAUAUCAUAUAAGAUAUAUAAUUGGAUGUUAAAUCAUCAUAAUAAUCUACUAUCAAAUACAAAUGACAUCGCUAAAUAA